Hyalella azteca is the source of this 508-nucleotide messenger RNA. Its product is annotated as venom protein 302-like. Gene Ontology annotation, cellular component: extracellular region. The annotation marks the transcript as partial. Lineage: Eukaryota; Metazoa; Arthropoda; Malacostraca; Amphipoda; Hyalellidae. The transcript is spliced from 4 exons. The record is from RefSeq and is a predicted model, not a curated record.
CUGGGCCACCCUGCCCAUGCCUUCUCUUUAAGAAUUCAAGAGGAAUUUGUCAGGAGGCACUCGAUCAACUGUGACUGCAGGCUGGUCAAGUGCGGUGUACGGGAGCCGGAGUCAUGCCGCUAUGGCUCAGGACUGAACCCUUGCGGUUGUUGCACAAUUUGCCUUCAAGGUCCGAAUGAACCGUGCGGAGGACCUCAGGGCAUCAACGGUAAAUGUGGCACUGGCUUGACGUGCGUUAAAAGCGACCCCAAUGAUAUCAAUUCAAGCGGAAAUUGCAAAGCAGUAAUCAAUGGAAAAUGAGCUCCCCAAUCAAAGGUGAAAAAUCAAGUUCAGAGCGUGCGAGGUCUAUGAUCAAGAAGAUACGCCUCGUUUAGUUACUGCUAUUGAUCGGGUUUCGUUUCAUUAUGUUUUUACUUGUUCUUUCCGCAUAAUUUGAUUGCAUUAGGAUGUCUGUUUAUAAGUGGUCUUCAUAUUAUCAAUAUAGUUUAGUAAAAAUUAUUCAUGUGUA